AUGUUCCAUUCAAGGGCUUUCCUUCUCUCCUGGCUCGUGGGCUUUACCGCGGCCAAGGAUAUCCAUCUCGAUUGGAACAUCACCUGGGUGUGGGCAGCGCCCGACGGCUUUGGCCGCCCCAUGAUCGGGAUUAACGACGAGUGGCCAUGUCCGAUUGUCAAUGCCGACCUGGGCGAUCGACUCAUUGUCGAUGUGCACAAUGGUCUGGGGAAUCAGUCGACAGGAAUCCAUUGGCAUGGCUUCUAUCAAUAUAUGACAGGAACGAUGGAUGGCUCGAACCAGGUGACGCAGUGUGCCUUGCCUCCGGGGAGCAGCAUGCGCUAUGAAUUCAAUGUCAAUCAAACCGGUACUUACUGGUAUCACUCGCACGAAAUGGGCCAGUAUCCCGACGGACUCCGCGGCCCGUUCAUCGUCCGGGAUCCGUCGCCUCCAUUUGCGUACGACGACGAGUUCACGCUGACACUGACCGACCAUUACCACGAGCAAAUGCCCGUUCUUCUGCAGCAGUACGAGGCCGACAGCGUAGGCGCCCAGCCCGGCGUCAACGAACCCUUGCCAGCGGCAGCCCUGAUCAACGAGGGGAUCGACUUCACGAAACUCCGUGUGGAGCCCAACAAGACGUAUCUGAUCCAUCUGAUUUGCGUGGGCAAUUGGCCCGGCCACGUUAUUGUCUUUGAUGGCCACGAGAUCAGUGUAGUUGAGGUGGACGGCGUCUGGGUGGACACCUAUCCGGUUGGAGACAAGAAGAUUCGGCUGGCCACGGGCCAACGCAUGAGCAUUCUUCUCAAGACCAAGGACAACGCCGACGCCAACUAUGCCAUCUGGGACUCGAUGGACGUUAACAUGAUGUUCUUCUACGAGAAUCGAGCUAUCCCCGAGGGUUUCAACCCCAAUGCGACGGCAUGGCUAGUCUACGACGAAGCAAAGGAGCUUCCUCCCCCGCCCGACGUCCACGAACUCGACCCGAACAACGACUUUGUCGACGAUCUCGUCUUUGUGCCUGCGAACCACGAGCCCCUCCUCGAGAAAGUCGACCGCCAGAUCAUCUUCAAUACCGGUGUGACUGAGAGCAACGGCCGCAGCGUGUUCACUAUCAAUGGCCAGACAUAUGUGGACCCGGAGGAACCCACAAUGUACACGGCGCUGGCGGCAAGCCCAGAGAACUCUACCGAUGAGUCGAUAUACGGACAGGUAAAUCCCUUCGUGGUCCAGUACGGCGAGGUCGUGGAGAUCAUCAUCAACAACCAUCACGGCAACCUGCACCCCUGGCACUUGCACGGCCAUCAGUUUCAGGUCCUGCAGCGCACGACCCCGGAGGGUGGGUACUUUAACGGCUACUUUGCAAACAUUUCUUCCACUCCGGUGAAACGGGAUACCAUCAUGGUGCAGAACCAUGGACACGCGUGGCAUGUCACCAAGGGGUUGACGGGCACCAUCAUCGAAGCCCCGGCGCAGCUGCACGAUAUCUCAGUACCGUUGGACCAUCAGAGAAUCUGUCCCAGCUACGGCACGCCACCGGGUGGUGGCACUCCUCCAAAUGAUGCACCUCCUGCAGAGAAUGCCACCCCGCCCUCGUCUGCUCAUCCUCAGGAUACUCCUCAACCUGGGGGUUCAGCGGGCUCACCUCCUCCCCAGGAUACUCCCCAACCUGGCGGUUCACAAGGCUCAGCUCCUGCUCAGUAUAGUCCUCAACCUGAGGGUUCUCCAGACUCACCUCCAGCUCAGUAUACUCCCCAGCCUUGGGGCAACCAAGGCCCAUCUGCCCCUGCUCAGUAUACUCCCCAGCCGGGGAGUCCACCCAGCAACACCGCGCCACCAGCCAGCAACUAUCCCCCAGCCUAUGCACAGGGCUAUCCCGCUGGCUACGUUCCUGUUGCGCCUGGCCCCGUCAUCAUCGACUCGGAAUACCAUUACGGCGGCAAGUCUAGUCAUGUUGGAUCAUCUGGUGUGAAUACUUGCCAUGAUGGGGAUGCCGUCAUGGCAGACAGUGAGGACGGCGCGAGCGCCUCAUAG
Molecule: messenger RNA, 2013 nt
Organism: Aspergillus viridinutans
Lineage: Eukaryota; Fungi; Ascomycota; Eurotiomycetes; Eurotiales; Aspergillaceae
Gene: abr1
Product: multicopper oxidase abr1
Exons: 3
Coding region: 1-2013 (670 amino acids)
Biological process (GO): cellular response to iron ion starvation; reductive iron assimilation
Cellular component (GO): high-affinity iron permease complex
Molecular function (GO): copper ion binding; ferroxidase activity
Source: RefSeq, a predicted model, not a curated record